UAAAUAACUAUCAGAGUUUACGUAUUAUGUCUAUGAGAAAAAAGUGCUCCGGACUUUCAUCAUAAUUUUGUUGAAUAAAUGAAGCACUGCAAUACAUUUUCAGUGAAAUCAAAAAACAUUUCUAAGUUAUUUUGGAGAAGUGAUUGUAAGAAAACUCUGGAUUUGAAUAGCAGAAAGCCGUUCAUCGUGCGGCGGCGGAUCAGAGGAGCGCACCUCGUGGCGCGUCACCCUGGACCACGACCUGGUGGAGACCCUGAGCGCCAUCUACCCUGAGUGGUUCAAGCAGCCGCGGCGGGAGCGGCCUACCUCGCCCUCGCCUUCGCCCUCGCCGCCUGCCUCGCCCGCCUCGCCCGCUUCGCACGACGACCUGUUCAGUUCGGGAGCGGAAGACAUGGCAAGCCGUCAAGCGGGCUGCAGCAGCGGCGCCAGCGAGCCCACCAGCUCGCCGCCGCGGAUCUCCCCCCCUAAAGUGGUCGUCGAUGAUAGUCCUCUACAGCCCGCCAUGGGCAAACAUAAGGAAUCAUUGAAGGUGAAACUUAUGAUGAGGCGGCCCAGAAACCAGCUGGUGGCGCAAGGAAUUAUGCCACCUUUGAAAACACCGCCUGCGUACUUUAAGCAGCGCAUGCAAUUAGAGAGAGCCAAAACCGGUGAUUUACUGAAAGCGAAAAUCCAAAGUAGACCGGACCGACAAGAACUAGAACGUAGACACAUAUUAGAACAUGAGAGCCAUCUUGAUCCAAGCUUAGUUGAGAAACAGCGAAUGCUGAAGAAGGCACGAUUAGCAGACCAAUUGAACGAUCAACUGUCGCAUCGACCUGGUCCUUUAGAGCUGAUCAAGAAAAAUAUAUUACAUACAGAGGAGGAUAUAGAAACUGCCGUUAAAAGUGGUAUCCUUGCGUUUAAAGCAACUAGUGAGGGUGCUUCGGGGCGACCUCAUCAUCCGUCUUCCUAUUGCGGGCCUCCGGAUGAGGUUUCUCCGUCGCCAUCACCUCCUUCAACCCUAUCACCGGCCAGCGUAACUUCGCCGCCGCAACAUCCGGCGCCUGGCAAAGAGAAGAACCGCAAAAAGUCAAAACAGAAGCAGCAAUCGAAAUCUCGGUUUAAAUUUCAUGAAUACAAGGGACCUCCGAAUGCGCAAAAGUCGUGUUCUCCUCCAGGAUCGGUCGAGACACCUUACGAAUUGUUGCUGCAACAACAACAGAUGUUGUUGCAGCUGAUGUUGCCAGGUUCCCCGGCCCCUUCUUCAGCAGCGUCGGUUGCUUCGGACUCUUCGGAUAUUUUACCAGUACCUCCGCCGCCACCGCCGCUACCCUCGUCUUCGAUGUCGGGAUCACUGGUUUGUGGCGGCCGGUUUGAAGAUAUGAAAGUAUCAGACUUACGUGCGGAAUGCAAGCGACGCAAUUUACGCGUCUCUGGUCCUAAGCCGCAACUUAUAGACCGCUUAAGACCUUACCUCUUCGAAAUGGAAAUGCAAGUCGAGUCCCCAAAGUCUCCAGUGUCAAUUGCAUCUCCGGAAUCUAGAAUGGAACCAGAGCCAUCGGAGGAUAUAGUUCAGUCACAAAGGCGAUUGAUUGAGGAAUUGGAGCGUCAACUCGAAGAAUCGAGGCAUCAACUAGAGACCGUUAGACGGGAAGCGGCCGGGGCAGCCGCUAGUGAUCAAAGCCGACGGCUGUUGCAGGCACAUCUCUGUGUCACCCAGCUGCGUGCCAAAUUGGACGCCUUGCAACAGCCUGCUCCGCCUCCUCCUCAGCCGAGAUACGUAAUAGCCACCCCUGAUACGGCUCCAGAUCGCUUAGUGCGCCUAUUCACAGUAACCCCACCAACAAAUGACCUGACAUCCGAUUCAUCACAGCAAAAAACAUCGAAUCCUGCCUAUAUUUUAAAUGGUGUUAAAGUGGUUCCAAUAGCAAUACUCCCAACGACUCAUUAUGAACCGGAAAGAGUAGCUGCUCCCCCUCCGCCACCACCUCCCCCUCCUCCUCCGAUGCCGCAGAUAACAAACCUACACGACAGUGCUGAAGACAGCCAAAUAAUGGAUGACGUUCUUGAAAUACUCGUCGAAAAUGGGGAGUUACCGCCAUCAGCCGUGGGCGAUGUCUCUUCGAACAGAUCCAUCGAUACGGGUUAUCUAACCGGCGGUUCCAGUGAUUACACUCCAACUGACCUUUUAACUGAGGAUGUUCUUGGAGAUUCGCAUGUUCGGGAUUCGUUAGCUGCGGAUGAAUUACAAAGAGAACUUGAUGAGAUCCAAAACGAAAUAAUGGGUCACGCUGAUUUGAAUACAGUCAAUGACAUGUCAAACCAAGAUGGCAAUCAUGAUAUAGACACUGACUUGAAUGUGGAUUUGUUGGCAACAAAUGAAUACAACACAAAUUUUUGUAAUUCAAAUUCCACUACUGAAAAUGAUGAUUUCUUUGGAAGACUUCUUGCGGGCGAUGGAGAUGAAACAAAUCACGGAGCGAUGGAUAUAGACGAUGUGCCGGAAAGAAUGAACAUGACACCCCAUGACAUAACGAAUGGCGAUAUACUAGACCACACAAGAACAGGUUUUGAAGACAUGGACGAUCUGUCACUGCCCUCAUUUCAAAAUGAAGAUACGCGCCAUAAUACAUUCGAUGAGCGGCCGUGUGAUUUUGAUUUUAAAGAGUUCGGUAUUGAAAUAGACAGCAAUAUGAACGUGGACAGUGACGCGUACGAUUAUAUGAAUACAGAGCUGAUUCCAAAUUUAUUUGGACGAGGUCAUAUGCCGCAGUGUGAUCCGUUACUGGGGGGUGUUCUAUCUAGACCAGCACCUAAACCUGCCCAUAAGCAUUACUCAUGGGAUAAGAUAGAAUUUGAUGCCACUUGACCCAUGGCAUUUUCACCACAACAGUGUCGCUCUCUACGAUGCUAAUCCAUGAUCUCUGAGUACCGCAAUGUCAAUUGAGUGGGGUUUGACAUAUCGGGCGCUACCGAUGAGGACUCCUACGGCUAGACUAGAUUUAUCAUAGAUAUAAAAUAUUGCUACCGGGUAGCUUUAUGUGUAACUUACGCUAGUCUCAUGCUUCAGUGACCCAACCUUCUUCCAAUAUGGUGAAUAUUAUUAGGACUAGGCAAUAAAGUAAACACAUAGUGUUUUGAACGUGGACUGGUUGAUUUAAAUAUUUUGUACUUAAUUGAGUGUAUCGCUAGUUUUAACUUAGAUGUUACGGUGUGUUUAUUUAUUAGUGAGUGUUAACUGUUCGUCACAUAGAUAUAUGCAGUGACAUACUUGGCUCACAUUUACUAUAAAUCCAUUUUAUUUACUGAGGCAUAUCUACUUAUGUAUAUAAUGUAUGUUUGUUAAUAUAAUACUCAACAUAGUUGUGGAUUUCUGCAUUCCGCCCGAUGACUAAAUCUUAGGGGAAAUUAUGGGGAUUAUUAGCUUUGUUGAGACGAAUACAUAAAAAUGUUCUUGUCUCAAACAAAUCAGCACAUAUUCACAGCCUCGCUGAGCUGUUCGUCUCAAACCAGAGAUAUGUUACCCGAUCAAUAAACGACAUUCCAGUCUUGUUGAAUUGCAAAAGUGGCAAAAGCGUACUUGUUACUAUUGACCAAUUGAUUCCCAAUUACAACAGACAUUUCUAGUUAACAAGUUGCAUUCACAAGCCAUCGUCAUCGGUGGGACCAGGUUGGGAACAAUUUUAGAUAUGAUUUCAUUUAGUAAUGUAGUGUUCCUUUCUCCGCAUAACAAUUGUAUGCAAACACUCUGCACUCAGUUGUUGAAUCUUAUCACAUAACAUAACUUCCAAUCGUGUUUAAGUCUUUCCCUUGUAUCUUGGUGUUGUGGUGCUUUGAUAAAAUGUUAGUCAUUUGUUUUAUAUGUUUAUUUAUUGAGGUUAUUAUGUAUUAUGAUAAUUUUAACAUAACAUUCUUGAAAAUGUAUCAUUCCACUGUUAUUGUCUAAAGCUUAGGAUAGUAGUCAUUCGAGCGGAGAGUGUUUGUUUACCUUUGUUAUGUUAAAAGUACAUAUUUAUUUAUUUCCCUUCAUGUCAUUUUUCCUGUGAGCACUCUAGUAAAUUAUAAAAUUGGAUACAAAUUGCCAUUAUUUGCAUUUAUAUUAGUCUAUGAUAAUAUUGUAAUGAGCCGGACUACAACGAAUGUGGCCGUACAGCCACAAAUGUGCCAAUUAUUAUCAACAACUGUCAGAAUACAAAGAACUUGAGAUAUUUCCAGCUUUGUGUAUAGAUUAAUGUUUUUUUGUGUAAUAGCGUAAGGUCUGUCAGAUGAUUGUUAAAAAAAGUUGUAUAGAGACCGGGCACGAUAAUAUUAUAGUAACAAUUAAUUAAAUCAUGUGAGAAUGGUGCUAUUCAUUAUAUUUAGAUAAAUAUUCUAGGCUUUAAUAAUCACUUAUCAAAAUUAAUUUAUGUCUGUAGUAAACAUCAUAUGCAAUCAAGCGAUGUUCGGAUUAGUUUAUUAUUGUAAAAGAAUUUAUAUAGUGAAUUUUUUAUGUAACCGUAGGAAUAUUUUUAUUCUGUGGUUUUUAAAAGAUAUUAUUCCAUUAUAUAAGAUGCUGUAGUUGCAAUAUUAUUUAUGUAUAGCUUAAAUAUAUUAUUAGACGGAAAUUAAAAUUGCUCAUCAAAAAUUACUCGCUUGAAAAUCUUUUUCAAAUGUAAUCUACUACAGGCCUAGUAUGUUUGUAAGUUUGUAUACCACUUGAGAGCGUGUUUUAGGUACGUUUCGCGUAUGUGAGCGUAAAUAGAGAAGUGAGAUUAAUGUAUCGAUAGUAUCUGCAUAUAUGUUAUUGUUAUUUAAGGAGAGUUUUAACAUUUGUUUUUCUAUGUAUAAAGCGAUACAGUGCUGGAUUUUUUGUUUCUAUAUUCAUAUAUAGAUAACUGGCUUCGUUAUAUGUUGCGUGAUUUAACCUUAAUGUUUAAAUAUAACAUCAUUAACAUGUAACGAUAUUAUAUUAAUAUUCAGUUGAACAAUAAGUAUAUUAAUGUUAGUUGUAGGGGAUAUAAACCCAUAUGGCAGAGCCAAGUAUUCAAAAUCGUUAUGUGAUAUUUCAUUGUAUAAAAAACAUCGGAUGCCUAGUUUUUUACCUUGCCGUAUAAUGAAGCCUUGUACAUAAUUACCAAACCUUUUAUAAGCUUAAGAAAAGAUUGUUGAUUAAAAUA
Leptidea sinapis is the source of this 5135-nucleotide messenger RNA. RefSeq names its product lysine-specific demethylase 9 (gene Mrtf). NCBI's taxonomy places the organism in Eukaryota, Metazoa, Arthropoda, Insecta, Lepidoptera, Pieridae. The transcript is spliced from 6 exons. Bases 392 to 2848 code for a protein of 818 amino acids. The record is from RefSeq and is a predicted model, not a curated record.